Urocitellus parryii (Arctic ground squirrel) is the source of this 1632-nucleotide messenger RNA. RefSeq names its product chromosome 7 C8orf34 homolog (gene C7H8orf34). NCBI's taxonomy places the organism in Eukaryota, Metazoa, Chordata, Mammalia, Rodentia, Sciuridae. The record is from RefSeq and is a predicted model, not a curated record.
AUGAGUUCUCCCCUCGCCUUGGAGUUGUCUGAGUUGGCCGCACAGCGCCCGGGUUUCCGGCACUCAGCGCCCCACUACCUCGCCUUACCCGGGGCUGCUGCCCACGCCCGCGCCGAGGGUGGCACCAGCCGCGCCGGGUUGCUGAGGCUCCUAAGCUCCUGUCCCGGCCCCAUUUCGGGGCAAAGGAGGGUUGUCCCCCACGGAGACGCACAGUCGCGGUCUUCUCUCCGAUUCAGCGUGUCCAUGGCGUCUCAUCAGCAAACCCGAAUCCAGGCUUACCUAGAGAAGAACAAGAUCGGUCCUCUGUUUGAGGAAUUAAUGACCAAGCUAAUAACUGAGACACCUGACCAGCCAAUCCCAUUUCUUAUUGACCAUCUUCAGUCUAAACAAGGAAAUCGUGGACAACUGCAAAGAACUUUGUCUGGAUCUGCAGCUCUCUGGGCAGAAAGUGAAACAUCAGAAUCUAAAGGAACAAGAAGGGAUUUCAGAAGCUAUGAUAAACCUUGGCAAUUAAAUGCAAAGAAGCCUAAAAAAUCAAAAAGUGACCUUGCUGUGUCUAAUAUUUCCCCCCCAUCACCAGACUCCAAAUCAUUGCCAAGGGCAGUAGAGCAUCCUAAGUGGAACUGGCGGACUAAACCAGGAAGCCGGGAUUUUGAUGAAUUGAACCACAUCCUUCAAGAGAGCAAGAAGCUCGGGAAAGCCCUUGAGAAUCUCUCCCGAAGUAUUGCAAUUUCAGAUGAACUUGAUAAGGAAACAGUGGCUUUCAAUUCUUCUCUUCUGAGGCCCCGAGUGUUUGGAGAAUGGAUUGGUAGAGAAGAAAACGAUGCUGAUCCACUAGCUGCUGAAAUGCUGCAGCCCCCAGUUCCAAGAAGUAAAAAUGACCAAUGGGAAAGCGAAGACAGUGGCUCUAGCCCUGCAGGAAGCUUGAAGAUGGAGCCCAAGACUAAAGGAUUAAAACAGCAGCAACAGCAGCAUAAGAAACUUCUGGCAGCCAUGUUUUCUCAGGUUUCCUUUGAGUCCAUCCACAGCCCUACCCCAUCUGUAACAGAAGAAGACAUUGACAASGAAGAUGAUGCAAUGGAGUUGCUGGAGGAUCUUGAUGAUUUAAGAAUGGAGGGAGUAACAACCCUGGUACAUUCUGGGAGCAAAUUUAACCAAGGCCGACCUACUCAUCCUGCUGAGCCCCAGGCCAAGGUCACACUGAAUAUCUGUUCAAGGUGUGCCAGGCUUCAAGGAGACAAUCUGGCUGAAAGGACUGAAGAGACGUUACAAUUGCUUCAUUCUCCAGAUGAAAUAAUCCCAGAUUCAUUGGAUUCUUUACCUGGGACUGAAGAAGCACUGGUGGAGGAGGGUGAAGAAUUUGAGAAAGCAUCUAAAUUAACAGGACCUGGAGAAGUCUCCAGUGGUGGACACCCACUGAAAAACUAUCCGGAAGAAGAUGAAUCUUUAAAGCAACUACAGGUACUUCAUCAACCAUGGCUCUUGCCAAGUGACACAGAGAGUGAAGGCGUCGAGGCAGAACAAGACAAACGUUCUGCUGAUCUUCUUUGUGUUCCAUGCUCUUCUUGUCCUACCCUGGUCUACUCUGGUAUGUCUGUGAAACAAGCAGAAGAAGUUACAAGUGGUCCUUAA